AUGACAACUUCCCACCAUGCGAGCUCCUGUAUCCGCCCCUUCGACAUGGCUGCAGUGCCGCAGAGGACAUUGAACUGGCUAUACAGUGUGUUGACUCGGGAUCACUAUGAUCCCAAGCAAACCUACCAAGAUCCCAAUCGCACUUACUACCAUGUCGCCAAUGUCCUCGCACAAUACCCUUCACUCUCGCCGCGGACAGAUGUGUACACAUACGAAACCGGUUUCUCUGCCUUACUCCUCCAACUGACCGGCACAAUACCGGUGUCAUUUCGCGGCACCGUCUACAAAUUUCCAAUCGCAUUAUGGAUUCCGAACACUUAUCCUCGCGAACCCCCGAUGGUCUAUGUAACUCCGACGCAGGACAUGGCCGUUCGAGUAGGGCAGCAUGUGACGCUGGAAGGAAGAGUGUAUCACCAUUAUCUCGCACACUGGGCUGAGGCAUGGGAUAGAUCAAACCUCGUCGAUUUCCUGAUGAUUCUUCGGGAGGUCUUUGCGAAGGAACCGCCGGUCAAGUACAAACAACCACAGGUACCGCAAGGACCUCAACAGGCAGGAACUACGCAGACACCGCCCCCGUUGCCUCCUCUGCCCCCAGAGCUAAGUUCGUCCACGCAUCGACCUUCGCCGACCCCUCAAACCGCUCCGCCGCAGCCGACUGGGCAGGUGCCACCGCCCCCUCCUCCGAAGCCAGGGCAGGCCGCCGCUGCUGAACAACCGCAAGUACCACAAGCCGGGAGGUACAACACUCCUCCACUACCGCCGUUACCGCCAAAGGAACAAGAUCUACGACGUCAAUCGUUGCAACUCCAUGCGAACACGGGCGGUCAUAUCCCCAGCCGGUCUUUCCAGUACCCUCCUGAGCGAAGUGGUGCACCUGGAGGGACAGCGGGCUCGUAUGGGUUGUCACAACCACAACACUACAAUGCUGUCCAGGCAAUCCCAGCGUACAUGUCUGGGCCAGCACAUCAGCCAGGCGACGGUGUCCCGCCCAGAAGUCCCCCGCCUGCCAGCCUACCGCGAGGACCUCAGCAGCCGCCGUUCCCUGUGCAACAAGCUCCUGCACAUCCCUCAUUGUAUCAGCAGAAUGGUGCUCGGUACCAGCAGCCACCGCAGCCGGCCAUGCAGCCUCUACCUCAUGGCCAAGCGCAGCCGCCAAUUCCCGCCCACCAGCCAGCGCCGAAACCAAAGACACAAACACCGGAUCUCCUGACCUCACCCUUCGAGCUUGAACUCCCCUCAUUCACGCCCACGGGUCCCGCACCGCCGAUCCCGCCAAAUCCUGAGAAGGACGCCCUCCUGGAAGCUGUGUCGAAGAGCCUCGCCGAAAAUGUUCAAGCCAACCUCUCCCAGUCCGAAUCCGCCGCUCACUCCCUCCUCUCCCAGUCCCAGUCCCUUCAAGCCGCCAUCGCCACCUUACAAGGCGAGGUCUCGUCUCUCAAUUCUCUCAACUCAACUCUGCAGUCCAACACCUCCAUUCUCCAGCAAUCCCUACACCGUGCAGACGGCGUGAUCGCAGCCGCGCAGGCACGCAUCUCCUCGUCCACUGCUCAAGCCCAUGCCUCAAGCUCGGGCUCAGACGUAGCACCAUCGGCUCUGCCGCCCAUCGAUGAGGUUCUCGUCGCCCCUACCGUGGUUGGUAAGCAGCUCUAUGACCUCGUGUCUGAAGAACGAGGAAUCCAGCAGGCUAUUUACGCCCUGCAAGCUGCUUUGGUCAAAGGAAUUAUCGGCGUUGACACGUGGUCGCGGCAUACGCGCAGUUUGGCGCGUGAAGCGUUCUUGAAGCGGGCACUGAUUCGAAAGAUCGGCAAGGGAAUGGGACUUGAAGAGGCUUGACCGAUGCCUUUACCUUUUUCCUAUGUAGCCUUAUAGAAAUGGGCGGUGUUUGCUUCCAGAGAAUGCUUCUGCACUUGUUACUAGAGCAUUUGACAAUUGCAAUGUUGAUACCCAUUAUUAUGACAUGCUGU
Molecule: messenger RNA, 1964 nt
Organism: Aspergillus novofumigatus IBT 16806
Lineage: Eukaryota; Fungi; Ascomycota; Eurotiomycetes; Eurotiales; Aspergillaceae
Product: putative endosomal sorting complex protein TSG101
Exons: 4
Coding region: 1-1833 (610 amino acids)
Biological process (GO): protein modification process; endosome to lysosome transport; protein transport
Cellular component (GO): ESCRT I complex
Molecular function (GO): ubiquitin binding
Source: RefSeq, a predicted model, not a curated record